Messenger RNA from Ziziphus jujuba (common jujube), 2040 nucleotides. RefSeq lists its product as uncharacterized. The transcript has 13 exons. Lineage: Eukaryota; Viridiplantae; Streptophyta; Magnoliopsida; Rosales; Rhamnaceae. The coding region runs from base 40 to 1797 and encodes 585 amino acids. Gene Ontology annotation, molecular function: oxidoreductase activity. The record is from RefSeq and is a predicted model, not a curated record.
CAAGCCAUAGACGUGCCACCUUCGUGCCCACAAACAGUUAUGAUCUCCAAUACUCAACUGCAGCUGCAUGCGCCAAAAAACAAAAUAAUAAUAAUAAAAUCUUGUGAACAUUGUCUACUGGUUCUUCCUUGCUGUCAGAAGUCCUGCAAAGCAAAAUCCAAAGUGGCCAUUACAGAAUUCGGUAGCCGGAAUAAAACGAUGUCGUUUGCUUGUUGGAGUGUCGCACUGACACUCCCACCCACCACACAGUUCUUCUCCUCUUCCAGAUAUAGAAGUGGGUUUUGGUGCAGAGCUGAAGGUCUAGCAGACCAUGCCAAUGGAGGUCCCGUCAUCAAGAAGAAGAAGGUUGUCGUUGUUGGCUCUGGCUGGGCUGGUCUUGGUGCAGCUCAUCAUCUCUGUAAGCAGGGUUUCGAUGUCACGGUUCUUGAAGGCGGUGAUGAUUUUGGUGGCCUGGACGACGUGGGUAUCCGUGGUUAUGGUUAUCCCUACAAGAAUAUUUUUAGCCUUGUAGAUGAGUUGGGUAUCAAACCCUUCACGAACUGGACAAAAUCUGCACAAUAUUCUGAAGAAGGAUUGCAGGUUGAGUUUCCAAUAUUCCAAGACCAGCCUCAAUUGCCUGCUCCAUUGGGCUCCUUACUUUAUACACAACUUGUUCAGCUCCCAUUGGUGGAUAAACUAACAUUACUUCCUUUAGUGAUUGCAGCAAUUGACUUCGACAACACAGAUACAGCUUGGAGAAAGUAUGAUUCAAUUACUGCAAGGGAGCUUUUCAAGCAAUUUAGCUGCUCGGAGAGGCUUUAUAAGAAUGUCAUUGGCCCAUUGCUUCAAGUGGGUCUGUUUGCUCCAGGAGAACAAUGUAGUGCUGCUGCAGUUCUGGGAGUGCUAAACUACAUCUUUGCUCACCAGAAGGAUUUCGAUUUGGUUUGGUGUCGUGGGACAGCUAGAGAAGUUAUUUUCACACCAUGGAUGGACUCCCUGAGGGCUAAAGGUUGUAAAUUUUUGGAGGGUGGAAGAGUAACGGAUUUCUUCAUCAACAAUGAUACUGGAAAUGUUUCAGAAGUAAUUUCUAAUAGGGAAACUCAUAAUGCUGAUGCCGUCAUCUUAGCUGUUGGAAUAUCCACCCUUCAAGAUCUUGUUAAGAAUAGUGCAGUACUAUCUACAAGAGAGGAGUUUCUCAAGGUUUUGAACUUGGGUAGCAUUGAUGUACUAACUAUCAAACUUUGGCUCGAUAGGCAGGUUAACAUUCCAACUGCUAGCAAUGCUUGCUCAGGAUUUGACGAUUCAUUUGGAUGGACUUUCUUCCAUUUGAAUGCAAUUCAUGAUGAGUAUAAAGAUAAUCCAGUUACAGUAUUACAGGCUGAUUUUUAUCAUGCCAGCGAGUUUUUGCCACAGAAUGACGAGCAAUUAGUCACAAAGGUGAUAUGUUACCUUACAAAGUGUAUCAAGGACUUCGAGAAUGCUGUUGUGAUGGAUAGGGAGAUUAAAAAAUAUCCAAAAUCCUUGACUCACUUCUUUCCAGGUUCGUAUAAGAACAUGGUACGUGGAUCAACAUCAUUUCCAAACUUAUUCAUGGCUGGAGACUGGAUCAUAAACCGACAUGGUUCAUGGUCACAGGAAAAAUCAUAUAUCACAGGACUUGAAGCUGCCAACCGGGUGGUCGACUAUCUUGAACAAGGAAGCUUUGCUAAAAUAAUACCUGUUGAGGGAGAUGAACCUCACAUCCAAACACUUCGCAGCCUCAACAGAAGCUUUAAUGAGCUUAGAGCUCAACUUCCGUUGUCUGAUUAUUUCCUUUAGUCCCUUUAUGCCAUAAUUGGAACUCACAAUUCAACAGAGCAAAAGAAAAAGAAAUGUAGAAGGAUUUCAAGAUUCCAUAAUUUAAUUAAAGGUUAAAAAAAAAGAAAAAAAGAAAGAAAGAAAGGAACAUACAACAGAAAUGAUAAAGAAAAUAUGUAUAUUCUAGAAAUCGUUUCACUUUUCGUGAAUAGUGAAGAAACAAACGGCAUGGAAUUUCUUAUUUAACUCAACAAAAAUUUAAGA